Messenger RNA from Ananas comosus (pineapple), 6501 nucleotides. RefSeq names its product mediator of RNA polymerase II transcription subunit 13. The record is from RefSeq and is a predicted model, not a curated record. Gene Ontology annotation, biological process: regulation of transcription by RNA polymerase II. Lineage: Eukaryota; Viridiplantae; Streptophyta; Magnoliopsida; Poales; Bromeliaceae. Gene Ontology annotation, cellular component: mediator complex. The transcript has 23 exons. The coding region runs from base 371 to 6247 and encodes 1958 amino acids. Gene Ontology annotation, molecular function: transcription coregulator activity.
UACAAUCACGGGCCCAAGCCUAACUGUGGCAAACCAAAGGCCGGAUUUGAAUCGAUCAUUCUCGUCUCGUCUCGGUCCGUCCCCUUCAUCCUCCGCCAAUCGUCCGAUCCCUCCGAACGAGAAAUUCCAGAGCGAGCUGCGCGCGAGCCCCUCCCCUUCCCUCCGAUCGCCCGACUCCUCCGAACGAGUAAACCCUAGAACGAGCCCCUCCUUCCCCCUCCGAUCCAGAAACCCUAGCCCAAGCCCCUCCUCUCCUCUCCGAUCGACCCGACUCCUCGGAGCUAGGGUUUCCGAUUUCACGAGCCAACGUGAUGCGCUGAGUAGACGCAGUGGCGACUUCCCGCAGUGAGGUCGUCGUAGUUCCUAAGAUAUGUGGACAAAUGUAUUCAAAAUUGGAGAUCUCCAAACUGUUUCAUGGUUUCAGUUUCUUCCUUUUGAAUCUGACGCAAAUGCUCUUUCUGAGAAAAGUUUGAAAGCUGAGCAGAAAGAUUCUGCCACUUAUCUAGUUAUUUCAGCGCAUCUUCAGCUGCAGAGUGAAGGAUUUCUCAGUACUUGGACCAACUCCUUUGUUGGUCCAUGGGAUCCAUCUCAAGGCGCGCACAACCCCGAUGAGAAAAUCAAGCUCUGGCUGUUUCUUCCGGGUCGUCACUCUUCAGUAGUUGAACAUGCCCAAGCUGCAGUGUCCAGAUUGAGAGUUGUUGGGACUGGACUCUGGUUAACCCCUGGUGAUUCUGAGGAGGUUUCAGUUGCCUUAUCUCAAGCUUUAAGAAACUCAAUAGAAAGAGCCUUGAAAGGGCUUUCGUAUGUGCGAUUUGGAGAUGUCUUUUCAAGAUGUAAUCCGUUGACAAAAAGCGAAAAAAGCUUUAGGAGAGCGCAGCCUACCUUUGAAUUCAUCUUUGCUGCUACUGAAGAAGCAAUCUAUGUGCACGUAGUAAUAUCUGCAAAGUAUAUACGGGGUCUCGAUGGUGAUGAUAUAGAAAGAAUACUAAUUCAUAGUUCCUCCCACUCUAUUGGUGAAGGGCUUCCAGUUAUUGUUGCUCCAAAUGGAAUGCUUGGAAGGCUUACUGGCUGUUGUCCCAGUGAUCUUGUGAAGCAAGUGUAUAUCAGCAAGCUUAAGCCUUCACAAGGGUCUACGUCUGGUGUACCUUAUAAUGCUCAAUCUUCUAGCUCGCAGCUGAGGGGACAAAACUGCUAUGUUGAAGUUGCCCUUGGUUGCCCAUCCCCUUCUACUGACACAGUUUCGGAAUUACAUAAUAAUCAGAACAAUAAGGCCAUGCAUAAUACUGAAGAUUCUCAGCUUAUGGCUGCCGGAGGCCAGAGGAAGCAAGGAUCAAACAAUCAGUUUCCAGUCCUUGAAAGAACAUUUAUUUAUCCUGCAGAAGCUGUCAUAGUCCCUAUGAUGCAUCGAGCCCUUGCUCGCAUUUCUAGUAAGAGAUUGUGGGUACAAAACUGGAUGGGGACGUCAUUAUCUGAGUCAUGGCCUUUGUGGAAUUUUCCUGAUUCCUCUUUCUUUGAGCACUGUUUGGCACUUGGAAGCACUUGCUGUGGUGAUUCUCCCUGUGGAUUUGGCAUGAACUUAGUGAGACUACAUAAACACCUAAAUAGCAGUAGUAACAGCAUAACUAGUAGUAUAAGCAGUGUUAGUAGCACAUCCAGUGAAAGUGCUGCUGGAGGUGGUGAUCUAGAAGCUGAUGCUGACUCUCUUGCAUGUAGACAGUCUGGCUUGUCUUCCAACAGUCAGUUUCAGAAAGAUGGCCUGAAAAUGGUUUCCAAGCGCCCUCGCUCAGAUGCAGAAGCAUUUGCUCAAGAUGGCAAAGUUCUGGGUGAAAAUAUACAGUAUGCUGACGCAAACAAUUCAGCUGCUGUAGGAGUAGCAAAUGCUCAAGGCAUAUCUCUUUGGGGCUGGGAGGAGGAUGCAGUUGUGAUGGACAUUCAAAUUCUCCUUUCUGAGUUCGGAGAUUUUGGCGACUUUUUCGAACAUGAUGUUCUGACCUUCGGUGAGCCUCCAGGAACUGCUGAGUCACAAGCCAUAAUCUUCCCUGCAGAUGAUUGUGGAGAUAUCACGGGCAGUCCUUGCACUGCAGGAAUGGACAUUCCUGAUCAGAAACUUUCUCCUGUUGGUCUUGCAUCUUUUGAAGGAUUCAACAACCUGUCUAUGGAACUUAUAGAGGAUAGUAGGACCAAAAAUGCCGAAUCUUUGAAAGAGACUAAAUCUGCUGCUACGAUAAGCCAGUCUUUGGUUUCUACAGCAGGUAAAUUUGAUUACCUCACAAAAGCUGAAGCCAUGCUGACAUUCGCACCAGAAUAUGCAGCGAUCGAUGUCCCUGCUAGUGAGGUUGCAGCAUCAAUCUUCACAGUCCCGUACUUACCUGGAUCUAAAAAGGCAGGUAGUGCGCAUUCUAGUUCUAGUGGUUAUGUAUAUAAUGCAGCACCGCCUUCUUCCGUGGAGCUUCCAGAAGAAAAGUCUCAGACAUCAAAUAUACUAAAAGCAGGUUCUCUUGGGCAUGAUGUGAGUUCUAUUCAAUCGUUGAAAUCAUACACACUUAUACAGGGUGGAACGAAAGAGAUUGCUACAAGACCGACGAAUAAUAAUGUUCAUUCCUGUAAAGAAGAAGCACCGUCAUCUGUUUCUGGGGUGACCUCAUUAAGCUCUUCCCUUACGUUGCAAAAGAGGAGUGAGAGCAUGUUUGAUGCGGGGCAUUUCCUACUGCCUUUGAAGACUGCAUUUGCUACAGAAAUUGAAUGCAUAAUGUUCCAAGCUGCCUUGUGCAGAAUAAGACAUACCCUAUUAUCUCUGAGCAAUAGAGUUCCUAUUGGCUUGAAAAAUUCCAUAGCAGAUCUCAUUCACACUGACAGCAAGUCAGGCAUUAUGAAUGCUAAGUAUGAGAUAAAGAAGAAAGAUAGCAUACCUGUUAGAAUAGCUGGCGAUAUUGAUGGUGGAAUGCAUGAUACCCUAAUGGCACAGGUGGGUGUCUGGCGCUCGGUUGGAGUUCCUAAAGGGAUAAAACCUUUAAAUCUUCGCAAUUCUGAAAACCCAUCUUCUCUGCCGGUGAAUACAUUAACAGAUGAGGGUUUAAACGUCUACAUGCAAAGGCAAUCUCUUAUGGAUCUUCUUGAUGCAAUGUCUUUACUAGUUCAACAGUCGGCCUCCUUUGUUGAUAUUGCACUUGAUACAGAUGAUGGUGAUAGUUCCUACAGUUGGCUUGCCCAACAGGAGCAACGGAGGCGUGGGUUUUCUUGCGGCCCUUCUAUGGUUCAUGCUGGUUGUGGUGGACUUCUAGCCACCGGCCAUUCUGUGGAUAUUGCUGGCAUUGACUUAGUUGACCCUCUUGCUGCUAAUGUUCCUGUAACAGCAGUUAUUAGUUUACUACAAUCAGAUAUAAAAUCUGCCCUAAAAUCUGCUUUUGGAAAUGUAGAUGGCCCUAUGCCUGUGAUUGACUGGUGUAUGGGCCGCAGCCAAUCAGGUGAUUCUGGGUCUGCAGGAGAUGGAUAUUCUUUUCAGUACCCUAACAGUGAAACUCGUGAUUCGUCUAACACUGUCACGUUGGGUGGGGAGUCGAUGAGCCCCUCCCAGUCAACUGGUGCUUCAUCUUCCAUCAGAGAUGGAGGAAGAAGUGAUGAUUCAGCCCAAAGGAGAUUGAGUCAGGAUACCAAUUCGGAGACAGAACACAAGGGAUAUUCUCGUUUCAAGCCAACUUUCGCUGUGCUUCCGUUGCCCUCAUUACUUGUUGGGUACCAGGAUGAUUGGCUGAAGACAUCUCCAAACUGUCUAAAACUAUGGGAGAAAGCUCCUCUCGAACCUUAUGCUUUACCGAAGCCUGUCAAUUACUAUGCAGUUUGUCCUGAUAUUGAUCUGCUUACUUCGGCUGCUGCAGACUUUUUUCAGCAGCUAGGAACCGUCUAUGAAGCAUGCAAACUAGGAACACAUGCACCACAUAACAGUGAGGGACAAAUGGAGCUAUCCUCAGGGAAAUGUUUGCCUCCUGGGCUUGUUCUUCUUGAAUGUCCUCAACAAGCGAAGAUUGGUAGCAGUCAUAUAACCGUCAUCAGUUCAAUAAGUGAAUAUUUCCUAGCUCUUUCCAAAUCAUGGAAUGUGAAAAGUUUUACCAAGUCUCUCAAAAAGGUUAUUAAGGAUUUGAAACUUUCUUCGAGUUCAUCAGCGAAUCAGAAAGAAGGCAGCAGCAGACUGUGCACUGUAGUGUACGUAGUGUGCCCCUUCCCAGAGCCUUCAGCGGUCUUGCAAACACUGCUCGAGUGCUCUGUUUCUCUUGGAUCGGUUGUUUUCUCAACAGAUAGAGAGAGGAGGUCCCUCUUACAUUCUCAAGUUGUUAAAGCCUUAGACUGCUCAAUUGCUGCAGAUGAAGCAUCGGCUUCAAAUGUCAUAAUGCUUUCUGGAUUCAGCAUUCCCAAGCUCGUCUUGCAAAUCGUGACUGUUGAGACCUUAUUAAGAAUCAACUGGCCGACAAAUGAGCUUGCCCUUUUUAAGGACAUUGCAUUCACUGUGUACAACAAGGCUCGGCGAAUCUCAAGAGCAGUUUCCACAAACGAUAUGCUCCAGUCAACAGCUUUUUCCGGGAGAUCUACGUUGAUGCAUGUAACAUCCCCUAUUCCAAGCCUUUGGAAGGACUGUCUUGUUCCUCGAAUGUCUGGGCCUGCUCUCACUAGAGAAGCUGAAUUUGACGCUGCAUUGAGGUCCGGCACUUGGGACAACUCAUGGCAGGCAUCGAGGACUAGUGUUUAUGAUCCAACAAAGCCAAGCGAUUUAUGUGGUCAAGAAGAUGGUAGAUACAUGUUUGAGCCACUUUUUAUACUAGCUGAUCCUGGCUCUAUUGAGCACAGUGCAGUAAUGGAGUUUUCAAGUUCAAAAUCUGCUGUAGAUGAUAGUAGUAGUGCUUAUAAUCAAAGUUCGACACUAGGGGGAAACUCUGAUACUGGCACAGCUUCUCUUACUGAUGGAACGGAACAUGAGCAUAAAACAGCAAGCCUUCAUUGCUGUUAUGGUUGGACGGAGGAUUGGCGCUGGCUAGUCUGUGUUUGGACUGAUUCUCGAGGAGAAUUGCUUGAUAGUCACAUUUUUCCUUUUGGUGGCAUCAGUAGCCGUCAAGACACUAAAGUACUCCAAAGCCUUUUCAUUCAAGUUCUGCAGCAGGGUUGUCAAAUAUUAUCCUGGUCUCACGAUGGAGGCAACAUCAGGUCGAGAGACAUAGUAAUAACUCAUUUUGGAUGUUUCCUGGAGCUUGAAUGCCAAGAAUGGCAGAAAGCUAUCUAUUCAUUUGGGGGUAAUGAAGUCAAGAAGUGGCCUUUACAGUUAAGGCGGUCGAUACCUGACGGAAUACCCUCGAACAUUAAUGGGACAUCCCUGCAGCAGCAAGAAAUGGGCUUACUUCAAGAAAGAAAUCUGCCCUCCUCACCUAGUGCAACAUUGUACAGCCCCCAUUCGAAGUCUAGCUUUAUGAAAGGUUCUUUGGGACAGCCAAGUACGAAGAAGCAGCUCUUAGGAGGACAGACAGGAGUGGAUAGUUCAAAGGGUGGGUUGCUACAGUUGGUGCAGAGCAUCAGUCUUGUCGGAGUUUCUAUCGACCAUUCACUGCAUCUGAUCCUUCAAGCAGAUAUUUCCUCUUCUGGUGGCGGUACUCAAAACAGCAACAGCCAAUUGGCCUACUUGGAAGGGUUCAGCCCAGUGAAGUCUAUCGGGUCCACGCCUGCGUCUUAUCUCCUAAUCCCUUCACCCAGUAUGCGCUACCUCUCCCCGAACACCAUGCAGCUCCCUACCUGCCUCACCUCUGAAUCCCCACCGCUCGCCCACCUCCUUCACAGCAAAGGUUCUGCCAUGCCCAUUGCGACUGGCUACGUCGUCUCAAAAGCAAUCCCCCCUAUGAGAAAAGACCUUGCGGAGCCCACCAAAGAAGACUGGCCUUCCAUUCUUUCGGUUAGCCUCGUUGAUCACUAUGGAGGAAGCAACAGUGUCAACAUCCAAGAGAAGGUUGUGCGAAACUCUGGUGGCAAGCAAGCCAGGAUCUUCACUCCGGAUACGAGCGGUAGAGAUUACGAGAUGGAGAUCCGCACAGUUUUAGAGUCUGUAGCGGCCGAGCUCCACUCUCUUUCUUGGGUGACGGCAAGUCCGGUGUUCCUUGAAAGGCGGACAGCACUGCCUUUUCAUUGCGAUAUACUAUUGAGAUUGAGAAGGCUACUUCACUAUGCCGAUAAAGAGCUAUCCAGGCCUCCGGAUAAGACGGAACAAGUUUAGAUUAGUUCCUAUUUUGUUAGGUAGUCUGUAACGUAGUACACAGAAGCAGGUAUGCUGUAUAUAUAGGUGUAAAUUAUUGAGCUUCUCUAACACCAUUUUGUUCGAUAGAAAAUUAGAAACCGGGUACGCACGCUAUUUGGGAUUACAAUGUAAUUAACCAUAUUUUAAGUUCCCUUUUCAUUCUGGGAAAAAUCCUUUUGUUAUCCCGAACUUCAUUAGAAUUCGCUCUCUUGGCUUCUGCUUUUUGACCAUUA